GUCAUAAAUAUGGCGGUCAUGCCUCGUUCGAUAGCCAUAAGCCCAACUUUCUCAAAACCAGCUUCUGUACCGAUGUUCGUAAUCGCUGAAAGAAACCUGGCCAUUUACGAGAAGAAGCUGUCAGAGCGAUUGAUCUCUCUCAUACCCCCAUCUCAUGAUAUUGAUCUUGCUCGUUCUUCCCAGUAUCCGCCGUCACACUGCUGGAUAGAUGAUACUCUGGUGGCAAUCGCGUGGGCGGAUACUCUCACUAUUGCAAAAGUGAGAACAGUGGAAGGAUCGGUAUCUCGCAGUUUUCGGUUUACUUUCGAUUGCUUUUUUUCUUGUGGCUCUUUGCCUCAUUUCGAAAUUUACCGCUGCAUCCUUCACGGUUGA
Messenger RNA from Cylicostephanus goldi, 372 nucleotides. The record is from the annotation of a GenBank genome assembly. NCBI's taxonomy places the organism in Eukaryota, Metazoa, Nematoda, Chromadorea, Rhabditida, Strongylidae.